UUGAUAGAGGGUUUUAUUUUGCAUUAAUAAAGAGAGAGAGAGAGAGAGAAAGUAGCUGAGAAUGAAUUAGGGAUAACGGACUCCGAUGAUCCAUCAUUCCUAUAAUAAGACUUUGACCUGCCACGUCACUGAUUCAUUAUCAUCAGAAACGCCGCCGUCUGAUGUUCCAAAGCUGAGACGGGGGGCGAUAGCGAGAGACUUGAGAGAGCAUGGAGAAGCGAAUUAGAUCAGAUGAUUCCGACGAGUCAGAAGAACUUCGAUCUGACAAGCGACGUAAUACGAGGAAGAAAGAUACGGAUGGUGUGAGCAUAGGCUCUCCGAGCUCUGAGGGAAUAGGUAGAGGUAGAGGAAAAGGAAGAGGGAGAGGAAGAGGGAGAGGAAGAAAAUCUGACGGUGGGGAUAAUUCGAAGCGAAUUGGAUCAGAUGAUUCCAACGACUCAGAUAGGCUCAAAGAACAUAGAUCUGAAGGUGUUGUGAGCAUAGAAUCUCUGAGUUCUGAGGGCCAGGGAAGAGGGAGAGGGAGAGGGAGAGGGAGAAAAUCUGACGGUGGAGAGGGCUCGAGGCGAACUGCUGAAAGAAGAGGGAGAGAGAGAGUCGUGUCUACGCCCAACAAGGAUGAUAACUCUGAUGGAACAAAAAAGUAUGUGGGUUUGACUUGCCAUCAGUGCAAGAACCUAACGGAUAAGGUUGAUCUCGUCUUCUGUUCUAAAUGCAUCAAGAAGCGCUAUUGCUAUGACUGCAUCAAGCGAUGGUAUCCAGAGAGAACGCCUGAGGAAGUUAGAGAUGCAUGUCCUUUCUGUGUCGGGAAUUGCAACUGCAGAGCUUGUUUGCGUCAGCCUUUGCUUGUCAAGCAACCAAGUGAGAAGGACGCUAAUGUCAAGCUCAAGCAGUUGCAGUACCUAUUAGUUAAAGCUCUUCCUGUUCUUAGGGAUAUUUAUGCAGAGCAAAACCGUGAAUUAGAGGUUGAAUCAGCAAUUAGAGGAGUCCCUGUGACAGAAUCUGAUAUUACUAGGUCCGAACUUCAUCCUAGUGAACGCAUAUACUGUGACCUGUGCAGCACAUCCAUCGCCAAUUUUCACAGAAGCUGUCUGAACCCAGAUUGCUCUUCCGACAUUUGUCUUUCUUGCUGCAAGGAACUUAGAGAGAGUUCACAUGAUGAGAAGGGAGAUGGGGAGAACUUGUCUGACUGGAAGCUUAAUCCUGACGGUAGCAUUCCAUGCCCUCCCAAAGAGCGUCGUGGCUGUGGCACUUCAACUCUGGAGUUGAGACGUUUGUGCGAAUGUGAUAGGGUUGAAAAGCUGAUAACGAAUGCAGAGGAAGUUACUCUGCAGUUUAGGCCACCAGAUGUGAAUAUUGCUCAUGAAUGUUCCUCAUGCACUUCCAUCAUCAGUAGGCAGGCGGCGUUCAGGAAGAAUGGUCAUGAUAACUUUUUGUACUGCCCAAAUGCUGUUGAUCUGGCUGAAGGCGACAUUGCUCAUUUUCAGUCGCAUUGGAUGAGGGCGGAACCUGUGAUAGUCAGAAAUGUUCUCGACAAGACACCUGGACUAAGUUGGGAUCCAAUGGUUAUGUGGAGGGCUUGUAGGGAAAUGGAUCCAAAAGCUAAAUGCAAAGAAGAGGCAAAAAGCGUGAAAGCUUUGGAUUGCUUGGACUGGUGUGAGGUUGAAAUAAAUAUUCAUCAGUUUUUUCAAGGCUACUUGAAAGGCCGCCAGGAUUCCAGUGGUAUGCCAGUAAUGUUGAAGUUAAAGGAUUGGCCUCCUUCAACUUUAUUUGAAGAGCGCCUUCCAAGGCAUAAUGCUGAGUUUAUUUCUUCCUUACCUUUCUCGGAUUACACUGACCCAAAGUCAGGUCUCUUGAAUCUGGCAACAAGACUUCCUGAAGAAUCCUUGAAGCCAGAUCUUGGACCCAAGACAUACAUUGCAUACGGUUUCCCUGAAGAGCUUGAUGGAGGAGAUUCUGUGACAAAACUACAUUGUGAUAUGUCCGACGCGGUCAAUGUGCUGACACACACAGCUAAAGUUGAUAUACCUUCCUGGCAACACAAACUUGUAAAAAAAGCAAAGUUGCGUAAACAACAGUCUGGUCAAGAGACAGAAGCCAGUGAAUGUGAAAACAAGUCAGUGAAAGAAGUAGUGAAUGAGGAAGCUGCUUUAAAGAAAUGGGAUGGUCUUGUGGGAGAAGAGACUUUAAAGGACAAGGCAGCUAACGAAGAACCAUCAAAUAGCAGCUCGAGACCGUCCAGCUCACAAGAAGUUGAUAAGAUGUUUGUUUCAAAAGGUGAAUGUACCAAAACUGAAAGAGAUGAUCCUGUGGAAGGGUCUUGUAGUUCGAAGUCAGGUCAUGAUCCAAAGGCGGAUGCUGGUUUGAUAAACGAACCAAUCGCUGGUGAGAAUAAUAGUGAAGUAUGUUUGAAGACGGAGAGAUUAUCUCCAACGAACCAGAGUGAAGAUGAUCCCACGGUGGAGAACGGACUUAUGAUGCCAACAGCUCUUUCAACUGCCCCGUUGGACACAGAUGGUAGUCUCCCGCAGCCUGUGGAAUCCAUAAAAGAGGAGAAACUGGAUUCUCCAAAGGAAACUGAGGGCAAUGUCACUCAGAGUUUGGAUGGUAGUACAAGUGCGGAGUCCAUACAAGAGCAGAAACAUGAUGCUCCAAAAGAAACUAAUGGCAAUGCCAAUGAGAGUUCAGAGGCUGUGCAUGGUGGUGCUGUGUGGGACAUCUUUCGAAGAGAGGAUGUUCCAAAACUUAUUGAGUAUUUGGAAAGACACAAGCAUGAGUUUCGCCAUUUCUUUAACGAACCUGUGGAAUCUGUUACUCACCCAAUUCAUGACCAGACCUUGUUCUUGACUGAAAGCCAGAAGAAACAGCUGAAAGAGGAGUUCGAUAUAGAGCCAUGGACAUUUGUGCAACACCUCGGCGAAGCUGUUUUUAUCCCUGCAGGUUGUCCUCACCAAGUUAGAAAUAUACAGUCAUGCAUAAAGGUGGCACUAGAUUUUGUUGCUCCUGAAAGCUUAGAGGAGUGCCUUAGGCUAACACAGGAGUUCCGGAGACUACCAAAAGACCACAGAUCCAAUGAAGAUAAACUAGAGCUUAAGAAAAUAGUGCUGCAUGCUGCCAGCUCAGCCAUAAGAGAGGCACAAGAUCUAAUGCAAAACUCCAUGACAGAAUGAUGCUAACAAAAGACUCACUGUAGGAAGAAGACAUCAAGGUCUACAUUGUAGGACUUGGUUUCUUCCCAAAGAUCAAAGUCAGACGACAGCCCUCUGUUUGCUUUGUCAGGGAACAAACUCCCGUGUAACAUUAUUGUAUCAGUAAAACGAUUCUGUGGCAUUUAUUUAUAUAACAUUGUAUCAGUAAACUAUUUGGUGGCAUUUUACUUAUGUAACAUUAGAACAAAGAUCCUUCCAUCUUA
This is a messenger RNA of Brassica oleracea var. oleracea, 3409 nucleotides long. Its product is annotated as lysine-specific demethylase JMJ25-like. The coding region runs from base 210 to 3167 and encodes 985 amino acids. Gene Ontology annotation, biological process: regulation of transcription by RNA polymerase II. Gene Ontology annotation, molecular function: transcription coregulator activity; chromatin DNA binding; histone H3K9 demethylase activity. The transcript has 13 exons. Gene Ontology annotation, cellular component: chromatin; histone deacetylase complex. The record is from RefSeq and is a predicted model, not a curated record. NCBI's taxonomy places the organism in Eukaryota, Viridiplantae, Streptophyta, Magnoliopsida, Brassicales, Brassicaceae.